Molecule: messenger RNA, 804 nt
Organism: Drosophila persimilis
Lineage: Eukaryota; Metazoa; Arthropoda; Insecta; Diptera; Drosophilidae
Gene: Sod2
Product: superoxide dismutase [Mn], mitochondrial
Exons: 3
Coding region: 45-701 (218 amino acids)
Biological process (GO): superoxide metabolic process
Cellular component (GO): mitochondrion
Molecular function (GO): superoxide dismutase activity; metal ion binding
Source: RefSeq, a predicted model, not a curated record
GUCUUAUCGAUACUGGACCAAGAGAAAUUAAGCAAACCACAGUCAUGUUUACAGCUCGCAAACUCUCCCAGGCAGCGUGCAGCAUUUCAGUGCGCGGCAAGCAUUCGCUGCCCAAGCUGUCGUACGACUAUGCCGCAUUGGAGCCCAUUAUCUGCCGCGAGAUCAUGGAGCUGCACCACCAGAAGCACCACCAGACCUACGUCAACAACCUGAACGCGGCCGAGGAGCAGCUGGCGGAAGCCUCGUCCAAGAACAACACCUCGAAGAUCAUUCAGCUGGCCCCGGCCCUGCGCUUCAACGGCGGCGGGCACAUCAACCACAGCAUCUUCUGGCAGAAUCUCUCGCCCAAAAAGUCCACACCCAGCGACGACCUCAAGAAGGCUAUCGAGUCGCAGUGGAAGAGCUUCGACGAAUUCAAGAAGGAGCUCAGCGCCCUCACAGUUGCCGUUCAGGGUUCUGGAUGGGGCUGGCUGGGCUAUAACAAGAAGUCGGGCAAGCUGCAGCUGGCUGCCUUGCCCAACCAGGAUCCUCUCGAGGCCAGUACCGGCCUGGUGCCCCUCUUCGGCAUCGAUGUGUGGGAGCACGCCUACUACUUGCAGUACAAGAACGUGCGUCCCUCGUAUGUGGAGGCCAUCUGGGACAUCGCCAACUGGGACGACAUCUCGUGCCGCUUCCAGGAGGCCAAGAAGCUGACUACCUAGGAUGCUGCUUUACGUUCUGUGUGUUAAUAUUUAAGCAUCGGAUCAUAGAUCCACACUCUGUAGUCUGAGAUUUCGGCAAAAAUAAAUUGGUAAUCAUUAGAAA